AAGAACGACGUUGGAAGAGAGUUCGAGGACGACAAGGAUGCAGGUAUGAUGUGUCCGUAUCUGGACGUCCUAGCCGAAGUGCUGAGCACGGCUGUUGUAACACCAUACCCGAUCGGGACAAGAUAUCAGAUCUCGGCUUGCACAUGUGGCGGGCUGGAGCUGGUACGCACUAACGGGAUAGAAGGGAACGGAUGUCCCGCCAUCUUAAUACACUAAACGAUCUAAAGGGCUCAGAAUAGCCAAUCAUUUACUCACGAUUCUCCACAGUGCAUAGGGGGAGAAUCAGUGGUUCCCAGGAUCCGGGACACACCCCAACCAUUCUCAUGGCAGUUGACACUGAAGCAGAUGUUGGCUAGGCGGCUGUAGAGUACAUGUUGGAAUGUCCCGCAGACAGGUCUAGCAGAAUACCAUUCGAAGCCUCAAGGAUCGCUUGACAGUAUGGCAAACCCUAUCGACACGGACCAUUCUUCCAGUCGACACGAUCGGUCGACUUGUCUGUUUCCUUCGUCCAGCACGGAUGAGGCAGCAGAGGGAAGGAGAUGGAUCGAAUCUGAAUUGAUAAGUGCUGGAGACUCAAUAGCAACAGAUGUCACGAGUCGUGCUAUAGCAGCAACAAUCCAGGCGGCCUGGGCUUUGACAUUACAAUGCUUCAUUGUUGCUGAUGUGCUUUGUUUUGGUUACAGUGGCCCGUCUGGUGCCAGUGCCGACGCUGCAGACAAGCAUGAUGCUGGCACCUUCGCAACUUUGUAUGUCAUGAAACUAGAUCGCAGCGAACCUGUGCGGUCCUUCAUACAGAGGCUUCAACAAACUCAUCAGUCGUCCCUUACGACGACUGGUCCAGCUGGCUUUGAGAUCACUCUUGUCGAAGCAGACACAGAUCAGCAUAAAUCCAAUACAGCCAUCUCUUUCAAUGUAGGCGAAGAGGAGGUCAGGAAUGGUACAGCAACACGAUUUGCGCACCAAGAGAUUGACCUGAGUGUCAUCAUAACCAAGUUGCCGGACAAUGGCUUGAGAGUUCAGCUCGACUAUAAGCUAUCUCACACCGACGAGGGUAUGGCCGCAAGUGUCCUACGCACUUUUCAGCAUAUCUUCAACCAGAUACUGACUGCUCCUGCGACGCUUCUGAUUCAUAACGUCAACCUUUGCCCGUCCUGGGACCGACAACACAUCCAGAAGUUCACAAGCAAUGUUUCUCCUGUCAAGCGCGAAUGUCUCCAUGACUUGAUCGUCGAUACAUGUAAACAGCGACCAGACCAAAUCGCAAUUCGUUCAUGGGAUGGAGACAUGACAUACGGAGAGCUCGAUGAUCUUUCCUCGAGACUUGCUUCUCACCUUGUUCAACUUGGUGUCCGUCCCGAGACGUUUGUUCUUAGCUGUUUCGAGAAGUCGACGUGGGCUAUUGUUGCUCGACUUGCUAUAUUGAGAGCUGGCGGGGCGUACAUCUCCAUCCAUGCGAGCAAUCCUCCCAUAUACCUCGAAUCAGUCAUCAAUCGCACCAAGACUUCGAUCCUUCUCACCGACUCGCACUUUGUAAACCAAUUCCGCAACACGGUACCUACGGUAGUCGAACUGUCUCCUGAAUGGCUUCGAAGUUUACCAGCUACCACCAAAUUUCCAAUCUGCCCGGACAUCCAGCCCGACAACGCCUGUCUCGUGCUUUUCACGUCCGGCAGCACCGGCACUCCCAAAGGCAUCGUUCAGAUCCAUUCCUCAUACGUUACCGCCAUCCAGGACUACUCCCGUAACCUCAAGCUCGGCGCCCACACGCGCUUCCUGCAAUUCGACGACUACGCCUUUGACAUCUCCAAUCUUGAGUUUCUUGUCCCUCUUAUCAUCGGCGGCACCGCCUGCGUCCCGGCGCCGAUGCGCACCGUCGAAGACCUCGCCAGUCAAAUCCGCAUCCUCGACGCUAACACAAUCUUCCUCACCCCGACCGUCGCCAUCCGCCUGAACCCCUCCGACGUGCCCGGCCUCAAACUCAUGUGCGUCGGCGGCGAGCCGCUCCCCAAAGACCUCGUCCGCAAAUGGGCCUCGCACGACACCCAUCUCGUCAACCAGUACGGCAUGGGCGAAGUCGCCAUCUGCUGCGCCUACAACGACGCAAUUGCCCCCAACACCGGCGCCGUCAUCGGCCGGCCCUCCUGCGGCGCAAUCUGGCUCGUCGACCCGGCCUCUCCGGAAUCCCUCCUCCCCAUCGGCGCUGUUGGAGAACUUAUCAUCGAAGGCCCGCAUCUCUCCCGCGGCUACAUCGACACCACCGCUCUCCACCGCUCUGAAGCGGGCUUCCUCAAACUCGUUCCAGCGUGGCGGCGCGACAUUCACCCGCACCGCGCUCCCGCCCGCAUGUACCGCAGCGGCGACCUCGGCCGCCUCGCCGCUGACGGCCGCAUCACAUAUCUCGGUCGCAAAGACACGAUACUUAAAAUCGACGGCUGCCGCGUCGACGCGCUCGAAGUUGAACACCAAGCGCGCCAAUUUCUCGGAGCGGCGGAUGCCGUUGUGGUUGAUUUGCUCGGCAUCAUCAACGGCAAGGCCGACCCCUCACUGACGGCGUUCUUGUAUCUCGACGCACAUCCAGCAAGCUGCGCACCGGUGCCGCGUGCUGCGCCGCUGUUAGCGGAUGCAUUGGAGGAUGCCGGCGUGCGAGCGAAAGUCGAGGAGAUGCAGCGCGGGAUUGCGGCGGCGUUGCCGAGAUAUAUGGUGCCGACGACGUGGGUGCUGAUGAGUUGGGUGCCGCGCACGGCGAGUAAGAAGAUUGAUCGGAAGCGCAUUCAUGUCUUGGGACAGGGAUUCUAUGCCGGCGUGUUGGAGGAGCGGACGAAGGAUAUUGAGUAUAGUCAGCGGAUGCGGGUGUUGCCUAUGUAAGAGUUUAGCUGUAUGGGCGGGAAGAGAGAGGAGAAGUGUAUUAGCAAAAAGCUUUGUUAUGUAGGCAGGGAUAUAUACAUGCCAGUAUAAUAUAGUAUUGUCUCAUCACC
This is a messenger RNA of Pseudovirgaria hyperparasitica, 2975 nucleotides long. RefSeq names its product acetyl-CoA synthetase-like protein. Gene Ontology annotation, molecular function: phosphopantetheine binding. The coding region runs from base 439 to 2865 and encodes 808 amino acids. NCBI's taxonomy places the organism in Eukaryota, Fungi, Ascomycota, Dothideomycetes, Acrospermales, Acrospermaceae. Gene Ontology annotation, biological process: amino acid activation for nonribosomal peptide biosynthetic process; secondary metabolite biosynthetic process. Gene Ontology annotation, cellular component: cytoplasm. The record is from RefSeq and is a predicted model, not a curated record. The transcript is spliced from 2 exons.